This is a messenger RNA of Brugia pahangi, 3717 nucleotides long. The record is from the annotation of a GenBank genome assembly. NCBI's taxonomy places the organism in Eukaryota, Metazoa, Nematoda, Chromadorea, Rhabditida, Onchocercidae.
AUGUCAUUGGAACUGGAAAAGGCUCAAAAACCAAAGAAAGACAUGGAUUUGUUGCAUACUCGCACGGGUGGUGCAUAUAUCCCACCAGCUAAACUUAAAAUGAUGCAAGAGCAGAUCAGUGAUAAGAACAGUGAAAUGUAUCAAAGACUGAACUGGGAGCGUCUGAAAAAACGGAUUCAUGGCCAAGUGAACAAAGCGAAUACCAGUAAUUUGCUUAAUGUUAUACGAGAUUUGUUGCGUGAGAACGUCAUUCGAGGAAGAGGUUUGUUGGCACGAUCAAUAAUCCAAGCACAGUCAUAUUCACCAACAUUCUCUAAUGUAUAUGCAGCAGUAGUUGCUGUUAUUAAUAGUCAUUUUCCAAAUAUUGGAAUGUUAAUUAUUCAUCGAUUACUGAUACAAUUUAAAAGGUGUUAUAAGAGAAAUGACAAAGCUUCUACUGUUACAAUAUCCAAAUUUAUUGCUCAUCUUAUCAACCAGCAAGUGAUUCACGAAAUCCUUGCAUUGGAAAUGAUGAUACUGAUGCUUGAAAACCCAACUGAUGAUUCAGUAGAGGUCACAGUAGCGUUUUUGAAAGAAUGCGGUGCUAAACUGUCUGAAAUUUCUCCUCGUGGUUUAAAUGCAAUCUUUGAUCGAUUACGAAGUAUUCUGAGUGAUUCGGAUAUAGACAAAAGAAUUCAAUACAUGAUCGAAGUUAUUUUUCAUAUCCGGAAAGAUAAAUUCCAGGCUUAUCCAGCACUGAUUGAUGAUUUGGAUUUGAUAGAAGAAGACGAUCAGAUAACGCAUACCGUCACGCUGGAGGAUCCACUUGUUCCAGAAAAUGAAUUAAAUGUAUUCAAAUAUGAUCCUGAAUUUGAAAAACAUGAGGCAGAAUACGAAGAAAUUCGACGCGAUGCAAUUGGUUUGGCAGAGGGAGACUCGGAUGAAGCGGAAGGGGAAGAAACACCAGAUGAAGAGGCAACAGAAACUCAACAAGAGGAGAAACAAAGUAUGGUGAUCAUCGACAACACAGAGCAGAACUUGGUGGCAUUUCGACGCAACAUUUACUUGACAAUUCAGUCUUCCCUCGACUUUCAGGAAGCAGCUCAUAAAUUACUUAAAAUUGAUUUGAAAAGUGGUCAAGAUGUGGAGCUUUGCAAUAUGAUUGUGGAUUGCUGUGCUCAGCAAAGAACCUACGAAAAAUUUUAUGGUUUACUUGCGGAGCGAUUUUGCCGGCUUCGCAAAGAAUUUCAAGAAGCUUUCGAACGCAUUGCUCGCGAUACUUACAAUACCAUACAUCGAUUUGAGUAUAACAAACUUCGCAAUAUGGCCUGCUUAGUGGCUCAUCUUCUUUCAACCGAUGCUAUUUCAUGGGAUAUCUUGGACCAGAUAUCAUUAAAUGAGGAGGACACAACUUCUUCUGGGCGAAUAUACAUUAAAAUAGUGUUCCAAGAACUUGCCGAAUUUUUAGGCGUGGAAAAUCUAUUGCAGAGAAUUCGCGACCCGACAAUGCAGUCUUCUUUCGACAAAAUAUUCCCGCGUGAUAAUCCGAAUAAUACACGCUUUUCGAUCAAUUUCUUUACUACGAUAGGUCUCGGAUAUCUUACAGUCGAUCUAAGAUUGCAUUUGAAUCAAGCUCGAAAAAGCGCUCAAGCAAAAGAAGAAAUUUCGUCGUCUUCAGAAAACUCAUCAAGUGACUCAGAUUCGGAUGAAAGUAGUAGUGACUCGAUUUCCAGCACAUCUUCAUCAGAGACCAGUGACAGCAGUGAUAAUGAAAAAUGGAAACAUAAAAUGAAAGGCUUACAAAAGAGCGAAAAGACGAAAAAAAUACCAAAAAUUGUCCAAGAAAAAAAUCAUUUCUCGAAAAAUAUUGGUCGAGAGAAUGGAAGUGAUUGGGAAAAUGGAUCUCACGGUGGAGUAAGCAAAGUAGUAAGUGAGAAACGAAGAAAUGACGGAGAAAAAAUGAAAAUACGAAGUUAUGACAGCAUAAAUGACAGGAAAAUGGGAGGCAAACAUGAAGAGAAACGAACCGGUAAUGAAAGGAAUGAAUCAAAUGGAGAGAAACACAAAAGAUACAUUAUUGGAAGAGAGGAUACCAAGGAACAACGGAAUAAGAGAAAAAAGCGUGAUAGAAAUAGACGGGAAGAGGAUAAAAUAGAAGAACGUAAAUGUAGUGAUAAGGGGAAAAGACGAAGAAGUGAUUCAAGCGAUUUGGAAAAUCGAGGGAAGCAUACAAAUAAUGAGGAAGUGAGUCAGGAUAAUGAAGUCAGAGGUAGAAAAAGCAAAGGAGACCAACGUAAAGGGAAACAGGAAAUUGAAGUGAUUAAAUAUAAAAGUAAGAAAGGAGAUAUCGCCAGGGAGUCAAGGAAACAGCAGCGAAAGGAAUUAGAAGAUCAACAUUGGUAUCAUGGUUUACUGUCCAGAGAAGACAUCGAGAAGUUGCUGGUUAAGAAUGGAGACUUUUUGGUGCGUGUAACGGACAAUCAAGGAGUACAUCAAAUUGUUCUCAGUAUACAUGUCGGUGAAAGAAAUAUUCAUCUAACUAUUGCUGUGACGGAAGAUGGCCAUUUUCAACUGUCAGUACUACGAAGAGGGCGUAGGUUUCCCUCGAUUUACGACUUGGUCCAAUAUUAUAAGAUGCAUAAAAUUAAGAUAAAAGAUGCAAGCGGCAAAGAUAUUCGUCUUGGAGAUGGAGUACCCAAACCUAAAUGGCUUGUUAAACAUGAAGCGAUCAAUUACGACAAAAAUAAAUUGCCACUUGGUUCAGGAAAUUUUGCGGAUGUCUAUCUUGGCACAUUUACUUGUGAGAAAGAUGGCAAUAAGCAAAUAAUUCCGGUGGCAAUCAAGAUUAUAAAGCCUGAAAAAGGUGGUGGACGCGAAGCGAAGCAAUCAAUGAUAAGGGAAGGCAAAAUUAUGAGUUUUUACAAUCAUGAAAACAUUGUUCAGUUUUAUGGAGUAGCAUGCGAUCGACCACCAAUAGCCAUUGUGAUGGAGUAUUGUCCUGGUGGUAGUUUGGAAAAUCAUCUCAAAAAGCAAAAGGAAAAUAUCGUCAUCGGCGAACGAAUUGAAUAUUGUUUAGAGGCAGCACUUGGCAUGCGGUAUUUGCACAUGCAGGGUUGUCUCCACCGUGAUCUUGCUGCACGUAAUUGUCUUAUUUCGAUGACGGGUUUGGUGAAAAUUUCAGAUUUCGGUCUAAGUAAAGCAGACACACUUGAUAGAGAGAAUGGUAUUGAAUUGAACGGUAUUCCAAUAAGGUGGAUGGCACCAGAAACGCUCGUAAAAAAUCCCCACUUCUCGAAGAAGAGUGAUGUAUGGUCAUUUGGGGUUCUAUUAUAUGAGAUUUUCAACUUGGGCAUAAAGCCAUGGCCAGAUGAUGAAAAUAAACGGAUUGCUACAAAUAUUCGGCAUAUUCGAAUGCCAGAAAUGCCAUCAAUAACACCACCAUCAAUUAAAGCUUUAGUUUCAACUAUAUGGGUAAAAAAUGUAGAUAAUAGACCAAAUUUCAAAAUUAUAUGCAAGAAAUUGCAUGAUAUGCAAAAGGGUGAUCUAAAACCACCACCAGUUGCCGAAUGUGCAGUAAAUCGUAUACCUAAUGUGAAACGAAUGGGAUAUAUCAAAAUAGAGCAAAUGUUGGACGAAACAACAGAGGAAGCAGAACCUGUAGAAACGCCCACAAUGACUACUGAUGAAACUACCGAGGGAGGGAGAAGAGUACGUAGAAGAUCGAUAAAUACGAAGUAA